Messenger RNA from Sander lucioperca (pikeperch), 3376 nucleotides. RefSeq names its product calcium-responsive transactivator. The coding region runs from base 101 to 1354 and encodes 417 amino acids. Gene Ontology annotation, biological process: positive regulation of dendrite morphogenesis; positive regulation of transcription by RNA polymerase II. The record is from RefSeq and is a predicted model, not a curated record. NCBI's taxonomy places the organism in Eukaryota, Metazoa, Chordata, Actinopteri, Perciformes, Percidae. Gene Ontology annotation, molecular function: transcription coactivator activity. Gene Ontology annotation, cellular component: nucleus. The transcript is spliced from 11 exons.
AUUCCCUGGUAAUGGACAAACUAUGUAACUAAAUAGAGGGCUUCGCUCCAGAUAAUAAAUGUUAGAAUAAAAUAAGCGCUUUUAUUUCCCAUAUGACAAAAUGUCGGUGGCAUUUUCAUCGGUGCGUCCAAGGAGUAAAGGGGAGUUAACACAGCAAACGAUUCAAAAGAUGCUGGAUGAAAAUCAUCAUUUAAUACAAUGUAUAAUGGACUACCAAAGUAAAGGCAAGACAGCUGAAUGCACACAGUAUCAGCAGAUCCUGCACAGAAAUCUUGUUUACUUGGCCACGAUAGCAGAUUCGAAUCAGAACAUGCAGUCACUACUACCUGCACCUCCCACUUCCAACAUGUCCAUGGCUCCUGGAGGAAUGAGUCAAAGUGGGGCACACACUCCAAGCAACCUCAAUGACAACAUGGCACAAGGACUGCCCCCCACAUCAUUGAUGCAGAGCCAAAUGAGCAAUGGCCCCAGCCAUGCCCCCAUGCAGCAGCAGUCUGGUCAGGUGCAGUCGGCAAUUCCCUCCGCAUCCCUCAGCCUGCCAGCCAGCGGCUACGGUAGCUCGGCCCCAGCCUCCGGCUACAGCCACGCUGCACCCUCCUCCCAGGGCAGCAUGAUCCAGGGCCCUGGGCCUGGCUAUGGCUCUUCCUCCUCUUCUUCCUCCACAUCCUCAUCUUCCUCUUCCUCCUCCCGCAGCAACCUCAACAUGCAAUCCAACCAAGUCUCCAUGAUGCACCAACAGUCAGCCACUCCACACUACUCCUCAGCACAGGCUGGGGGCCAACACUAUCAGGGACAGCAGGCCAUGGGCAUGAUGGGUCAGGGCAGUCAAGGAAACAGUAUGAUUUCUCAGAGACCAAUGGGAUCCUACCGCUCCUCACAGCAAGGAUCUGCACAGCAGUACAUGGGACAAGACGAGUUCUACGGAGAGCAGUAUGGACACACUCAGAGCUCCAGCGAGCCCAUAAACCGGCAAUAUUACCCUGAUGGUCACGGAGAGUACACGUAUCAACAGUCUUCAUAUGGUGAGCAAGGCUACGACAGAUCCUUUGAUGAGUCUUCACAGCAUUACUAUGAAGGAGGUAACUCUCAGUACAGUCAACAGCAGGCGCAGUAUCAGCAGGGCUCUGGCCAGCAGCAGCCCUUCAGCCAGCAGCAGUACUCCUCUCAACAAGGCUACAGCGGACAGCCACAGGGAUACGGUCCUGGCCAGGGUGGAUCCUCCCAGUAUUCUCAGUAUCAGCAGGGUCAAAGCCAACAGUAUGGCUCCUACCGCUCCUCCCAGGGAGGCCCUGGAGCGCAGACGCAGAGGCCCUAUGCCUACGAACAGGGCCAGUAUGGAAAUUAUCAGCAAUAAGGAACCACAUUGUUUUACUGUUGGAAGAAAAUAAAAAAGGAACGGUUCAGCAGUCACGCGCUGGCUCAGCUGUGGAUUAGAAGACCUGGCUGCCUCAGAUUUAUUAUCCUCUCAUUAAUCAUCAUUCUAGCUAAGAAUACAUAAUGUAUUAAAGUGUGGUGCUUCCCUCGUCUGUUUUGCUCGCUGCAGGGUUGUAGCUUGUAGCUGAAGGUGUGGAGUGCUACUGGCCUGGCCACCCAACGGAAACACAGGGUGUUUGUAGAAAUGAGGCAGUUAAUGUAAACCUUCCAUAUGGAUUAAAUAGGGUACUAAGAAGGAGGAGUAGUCAUUUGAUGAGCCUCAGCAAGUUGCCUGUUUCCUCCUCUUUCUUCUCCGUUUAUGCCUUUCACUUGUCUGUAUCCCAUCCCCUGCUUUAAAUGUUUAUUUUAUUUUACAAGCCUCUGUUUUUAUUCUUUUUUUGUGGUGCACAGAGUGGGCCCGUGGUUUGAGAGACUGAGGCUUUAAAAAGCAAAUUAGCGCUGAAGGAAAUGUUCCUUGAUAUUUAUCUAACAGACUAGGUCCAGCUCUUGCUCUAAUUCCUAGUUGAGAUGCUGUUCAAGAUAAGGUAAAUUAAUUUCAUGAAGGUGAAAACGUUGGUCCUUAAACCUGACUUGAUCAGGAGGUUGUCUGUGUUAGUCAAACUGUGAUGUGUUGCUGUGUGGUCUAACAUGGUGUGUUUCACUCUUUACGUAUGUCUUUCUGAGGUAAUAGACAAAAUAGUUAGCUGACUUAUCCAGACUUAACAGCGUGUAUCACUGUCCAUGAUAAUCAUACAUCGUGGUAGUAUUUUUGGCCUAUAUUUUCGGUGGCAUUGCUCUACACAGACAUAUGUUAUUGUGCAGAGUUAGGCGGGGUCACACUACUCUGAUGCCAAUCAGUAAUGAUUUUAUAUACUGUAAAAACAAAUUGCCACUUUGUCUGCACUUUAUUUUGCAGUGACAGUGUAUGUAUUGUCUGAUAUUUUGGAUUGUAGUGCAAUCCAGGCUGUUUUUAACGAAUGAUCCUCAAAAAGCCAAAGUAACACAGGAACAGAACGGUAGUGUGUCCUGCACCUCUACUUCAAUAAGUGCAAUACACUCAGUCAGUCAUGUUAAGGGUUGGUUCAGAUGGUGAGCUUACACUAUAUCAUUAUUUAGUAUAGUAGUUUGUUGACAUACAAUGAUGGCAAAGACUAGGGCUGGUUUGUCUAAUGUUAUUCAAUGUAAUAUUGCAGGUUUUAACUGACAUGUCAUAUUUAGGACAAUUAUUUUCUGUAUUUAUGUGACUUAUAGACAUAUUACGUAAAGCAUUUCAUCAUAAACAUAAAGCUUACUACUUCAAAAACAUUUUUUCAGUGAAAAUGUUUAUUAUCAUACAUUGUAUUAGAUAUACAAAAUAAUGUUAAAAAUAAGACAAAGGGUAUAGAAGGUUCAUUUUUAUCUAUCCUUGUGUGAUUACAAAAUGGGAAUUCAGUAGGCCUAUAUUAAGUUGUUUAUUGAUUUGUUUAUUUAAAAGAAGGCAGACAACACCUCUGGUCAUUUCACUGAUCACUGUUUCUUACAGUUUGAGCAGUAAUGUGGAUUAUUAGUGUGAGGGUCCAGCUUUGCAGUAUAUUCACUCAACUUAUCUCAGAGGGGUAAAAUAACACAAAAGUUGCAGGGUUAAUCACAAAUGGGAGAAUACUGGCUGUCAAACAGCUAAAUAACUAUGUGCCACUCAACAGUGACAAUCACAGGCUUCUCUAUACUACAUUGAAUUUGUAUCAGUGUUUAAUUUUACUGUGAGCUGAACAUGUAUGACAAGUAUUUUCUAGUUAUAUGUAGUGUGUGUGUGUGUGUGUGUGUGUGUGUGUGUGUGUGUGUGUGUGAAAAAACGAGUGAGAGAGUUACGUUUGGUCUGCAUAAUCCAAAUAUGAAUGUUAUCUACUAAGUCUGCAUUACCUGAUCUUUUCUGCUGUCUUUUGUUACUGUUUGUUAUAUAAAAAAUAAACUAACAUUCACCUUU